UUUGGGGGUCGGUGUGCAGCCGCGGUAAAUGCACAGGUGCGAAAAGAAAAUGGCGUCCGGCCGAUCGGGUCGUUCCUGUUUUCAUUGCUAAUUGUGUUUGUUUCCUCUCUAAUUAUACAUCCAUCGCUAAAAUUCGCUUCGCAGUGAAGCGCCUAAACUGAAACUCAUACAGUAGCAGAACGCGCACAGGACAAGAUGCAGGACGGCAUGUCCGGCACGUCGGACUAUCGGCUUGCGCUGGUGCAUGAAAUGAGCGCGCACAACUUCGACCUCAUUCGUUUUGCAUCUUACCGAACUGCGUCCAAGCUGCGGUUUAUCCAGAAGAAAGUUAGCUUACACGCGCUGGAUAUUUGGAAUGUGAUUGAAGCGUUUCGAGAGCAGGGACUGCAUGCAUUGGAGCCGUCCAGUGAAUUAAGUGUAGCUAAACUGGAGACACUCCUUUGCUCACUUUAUCAUAGCUUGAACAAGCGUGCGCCGCCCACGCAGCAGGCGCAUGUGGAUGUAUGUUCCAGUUUGUUGCUUAAUUGGUUACUGGCGGCUUAUGCUACAGUUGAAAAUGUGGGGAAAAUACGAGUUUUUUCAAUAAAAGUUGCUUUGGCUACAUUAUGCGCUGGGAAACUAAUGGAUAAAUUGCGAUACAUUUUUUCGCAAAUUUCUGACAGUAAUGGGUUGCUGUUAAUGUGGCGGUACAACGAAUACUUGCAAGAAGUUUUGGCUUUGCCAGCCGCUGUCUACGAGUCGCCAUCGUUCAACUAUAGUGCAAUUGGCCCCAAUAUUUUUAAUCCUAAUGCGAAAGUAACAGUCAAUGACUUUCUCGAUACAAUGAUGUCUGACCCAGGACCAGCCCCAUUGGUCUGGUUACCAUUGUUGCAUCGAUUAGCAACAGUUGAGAGUAUUGCGCAUCCAAUUCAAUGCGACGCAUGUCAAAAAGAAAACUUUCCUGGCUUUCGAUACCGCUGCCAGAAGUGUCCGCAUUACAACAUGUGUCAGGAGUGCUUCUGGCGUGGGCGUGUAACCGCCCCACACACACUGGAUCACGCUGUCAAAGAAUACUCAUCGUAUUCACCGACAAGGACAAUUGGUCAUUCACUACGCAAGUCGUUUCGUUGCGUUCCGGACAAACCGAAGAACAAUAUUCCACGGUUUCCCGAACAGCCGGAGAAACCACUCAAUUUAUCACAUAUUGUUCCGCCAUCACCGCUGCCAUCACACAACGGAUUCCCAGAUGGCAAUAAUUUCGGUCAGCAUUACGAUGGCAUGGGUAGUUUGGACAGUCGUUCAACAGCAAGGAGUCUGGAUAGUGCUCGAGAUGAUGAACAUCGACUAAUUGCAAGAUAUGCAGCCAAACUUGCACAGGAACAACGCUCCGGCAUGAGAGGCGGCGGCAGCCUGCGCAAAAACUCCCUAUCUCCAGACGCAGGGAGAGUUCCAUCUGAAACGUGUCUGGGUAUGGACUCAACUCGCGCGCAACGCGAACUUAUCGGUCAAUUGGAAGCUAAAAACCGUGAGAUAAUGCGCGAAAUCGCACGUUUACGCCGGCAACAAGAGCUGGAGAGUCACGGUGUUGAAAAUCCAGCGUUGAUGCAUGAAUUACGAGCGUUACGCAUGCGUAAAGACGAAUUAGAGACACAUCUUACUACUCUGCAGGAUUCCCGACGACAGCUGAUGAUCCAAUUGGAAGGAUUGAUGAAAAUGUUGAAGCUAAAAUCCACAAUUACUGUACAGAACCAUCAAUCUUCGCCGCGUAGCACGCCCAAUUCCUCCCCGCGUAGCACUAAGUCACCACCCUUACCCACCGGGUAUGUUGUCUCUGCGCCACAGGGUGGACCGCGCAGCGCUCCUCAAACACCUCUAGGACACGCUCCAGGCCAACCAAUCGGCGCUGAUAUGGUUGGAAAUUCCGCUGGUGGUGGCGGCGGACGAUCCGGCAGUGGUGAUCGCGCUCAUAUGUCUGCAGCUCUCGGAGGGAUCGGCAAUACAAAUUCAUUGGAUCGCAGUGAGCAUCGUGGUGGACAUCACAACAACGUCGAUUCUUUGGUUGGAGUUGGCGGUGAUGUGAGAAAUGCAUUUGGGGGAUCCGGGAAUAUUCCAAGCGGAAUGUCAAAAAGUGGUGGCAGUAAUGGUAACGGCACACCAGGUGGACCAGUCGGGCGUUCACUACGCAAUGAUUUACUCGUCGCCGCCGAUUCGGUGACGAAUGCCAUGUCUACGUUAGUUAGAGAAUUGAAUUCAGAAGACACAACGUAUCACCGAGGAGCGAUGCCCUUCCGUAAAUCAAUGAUCGAUUUUGAAGACGAUGGAGAUGAAGAGUCCGACGGUGGAUGGCAGCAGGAAUUACAGCGGCGUUAUGCGCAAGAAGCGAAUUUCAUGGCGGAGUUACGCGCGCGUCAAGCGGCGUCAGCAACCAGUCCGCCGGAAAUGGCGAAUCAUAACUACGGCAACUAUCCACCGGCGCACAUGCAGCAGGGUUAUCAUCCGCAACAGGGUAACUAUUAUCAAGAGUAUAAUGGCGGGCCACCACCAGCGAGGGAUGCGCGUGAGGGACGUGAAGGUGGCGGGAGUCGGCGGUCUUCUGAUUUUUCACAGCAACAGUUUCAAAUGAAUCAUGGCGGACCACAGCCGGCCAAUGCGCAGAACUACAACUACGGGCCAUUUGCUUCGCAGAUUAAUGAUAGACGCAAUUCGAAAGAAUUUACUGAAUAUGCAAAUAGUUCAGUGGACCAGAUUGGUAAUCAGGACGAUGGUGACCAUCACGAGGGCGCAAAUGGACCCACAAAGGAAACACUCGACUGGGAGGAAGCACUGAAAAACUGGGUAAAUCGUUAAAAUGUUUCCACGCAGGUAAAACCAGCACAAAGUUUACUUAUUUCAACAUUCGGCUUUCUUUGAUACAAAACAUUUUGGUCAGCAAAAUAUCAAUUAAUUCUUAGGUCAAUACGCGUCUAGUUCCUUAAUCGUUUGAUAUUGUUGUUGACGUUUGUGUAAAAUUAACCGAAAUAGACUGCAUGCCUCAGCGCCCAUUAAAAAAUCAUUGAACAGGACCAAUGAAACAGGAAUACGAGCGAUGCAUAUUUACAGUGAAGCAAACAAAUGAACCCCAAAUAGUUUUACGAACUUUUAUGCAGUUUACGCGCGUAAGAUAAAAACGAACAUGAUGAGGUUUUUGGUACGUUUCAUACCACAUUUCUUAAAUCGACUUUACUGACUUCCAAAUGCAGAAUUUUGCGAUGAAGAAAGAGACUUGUAGUUGGAGAAUUUAACUAUUACGAUUUGCACACAUGUUUACCGUUCUUCCUUCGACGUUUUGCACCUUUCCGCAAAAAUGCAAAAAAAAAAUGAAAGAAAGGAAAGGAAGAACCAGUUACUCGGGCACUAUUAAUAUUAACACAUAGUCUGUAAGCUCCUUUUCGAACCUUGAAGCGGCUGAGGAAUUUGGGUACGUUUCUACAAUUUCUAUGAGAUAACACUCAUCACGCAAUCAUUAUUUUAAGAAUCGUAUCGAUAAGAGAGAGAGAAACGUUUGUGCAGAAAAUGAUUUACGUUUCGUUGACAAUUGCAGCAUGAAAUGCGACUAAGCGCACGAUAAACAAAGACUUAUACUCUUCCUAAACGUAAAUUAAUUGAAAAUUAUGCUAAGCAUCAAUUGAUAUCAGUGUCAUAUGCCUUUUUACAUAUAAAGUCUCAACCUCUUCACGUAAAACGCUCAUUCAUAUCAAAAACUCGCUGUCAAACUGGAAUCAAUCAAUCAUGCGCUGAAAUAUAGCUUGAUUCAUUGAUUCAAAGUUUGUUACAAUAACACAAUGAACAAUAAGAACAUAGUAUUACAUAAAGAUAGCCCCCUUGAACUCCGCGCAUCAAUAUUAAACACAAUUUGUAUAUAAUCAUUAAAAUUAUGUCAGAAUGUUGUGAAGCAACCCGCCACACAUUGUAUAUGUAUAGCCUGUGGUGGUCUUCACGCAUUUGACACAUAGAUAAGGCGAAUAUUGUAAUCAUUGUAAUUAUACUAUCAUCACACACAUACGUAUAUUAAGAGUGUGUGAAAGCUGUAAGAAAUGUAAGACAUGUAAGACCUAACCAUAGAUCAUCAUAAAUAAUCGAUUGUGUUACACAUUACAAUGUUAUACAAGAUGCAUGUUAUUAUUCGACUCAUCGAGACAGGUUUGCUUUGGAAAAAAUAACAGGUUAACACAAGCAAACUGUAAGUAAUCAUUGUAUUUAUGCUAUGAUAUUAUUGAAGGAUAUUGUUGAAGUUUUACAUGGUAUAAAAUGAAGUGGUAGUUAAAAUUAAAUUAAAUUGAAUCAAAUAA
Dalotia coriaria is the source of this 4307-nucleotide messenger RNA. RefSeq names its product dystrobrevin beta-like. Gene Ontology annotation, cellular component: plasma membrane; synapse. Gene Ontology annotation, biological process: synaptic signaling. The record is from RefSeq and is a predicted model, not a curated record. NCBI's taxonomy places the organism in Eukaryota, Metazoa, Arthropoda, Insecta, Coleoptera, Staphylinidae. Gene Ontology annotation, molecular function: zinc ion binding.